AUGGCAUGUCCAUAUGCACGAUUUAUUGAACCAGAAGAUGAAACAACAGCAACAACAACAGCAACAUCAAAAUUAACAAUAAAUGGUUCUGUUAAUAAUGAUGCACUUGCCGAUAUUUUAUCAUUUACUGGUUAUGGUACAUCAAGUUCAACUAAACCUGAACUUAAACGUUUACCAUCAAGUGAUGAAUUAGUUACAUAUGGAAAUUAUUUACAAUUAAAUCUAUUACUUAAUUCACAAGUUUUAUUAAGUGCACAAAAUGAUCAAAAUAAAAAUCCUGUUCAUGAUGAACAUUUAUUUAUGAUCAUUCAUCAAACAUUUGAACUUUGGUUUAAACAAAUUCUUUGGGAAAUUGAUUCUCUUCGUGAAAUAUUUGGUAAUAAUUCAAUUGAUGAAAGUCAUAUGUUUGUAUCAAUAAAUCGUCUUCAACGUUGUGUUCAAAUAUGGCGUUUAUUAUGUGAUCAAAUACUUAUAUUAGAAACUAUGACACCAUUAGAUUUUAUGGAAUUUCGUUCAUAUUUAUCACCAGCUAGUGGUUUUCAAAGUUUACAAUUUCGUUUAAUUGAAAAUAAAUUAGGUUUAACAGAAAAAUCACGUGUUUUAUAUAAUCAAUUAUCAUAUAAAAAUGCAUUUCCAAGUGCACAUGAACAAAAAGAAUUAACUAAUUCAUUAGAAGAACCAACAUUACUUAUGGUUAUUGAACGAUGGCUUGAACGAACACCUGGUCUUGAUGAUACAAGUUUUAAUUUUUGGGAACGUUAUAAACGUGCUGUUGCUCAAUAUAUUGAUUAUCUUCAAUCGAAUGCUCAGGAUGAACCAAAUCCAACAGCACGUAUAGCAGCAUUAGAAGAUGUUAAAAAAACAGCGGAUACAUUUCGUUCAUUAAUUGAUGAAAAAUUUCAUCAACAAUUAGUUUCUAGAUCCGAACGACGUAUGAGUCAUCGAGCUUUACAAGGUGCUCUUAUGAUUAUGCUCUAUCGUGAACAACCACGUUUUCAAGGUCCUUAUCAAGUUUUAUCAUUAUUAAUGGAUGUUGAUGCAUUAAUCACUAAAUGGCGAUAUAAUCAUUUAAUACUUGUUCAACGACAAAUUGGUAACAAGCAAGGUACAGGUGGUUCAGCUGGUUAUAGUUAUUUACGAUCGACUUGCAGUGAUCGUUAUAAAGUUUUUAUUGAUUUAUUUAAUCUUGCAUCAUUUCUUAUUCCUCGUGAAUUUUUACCAAAAUUAACUACUGAAAUGAAAAUGCGUUUAGCUGUAGCUAAUAUUGAACCUUCAAAUCAAGAUCAAGAAAUACAUCGAAUAUCAGGAAAAAAUAAUGGAAAAGAUAAAAAUGAUAAUAAUUUCAUGACAGACCAUGAUUUUCAUCCAGUAACAGAUUAA
Rotaria sp. Silwood1 is the source of this 1380-nucleotide messenger RNA. Lineage: Eukaryota; Metazoa; Rotifera; Eurotatoria; Philodinida; Philodinidae. The record is from the annotation of a GenBank genome assembly.